Sorghum bicolor (sorghum) is the source of this 978-nucleotide messenger RNA. RefSeq lists its product as uncharacterized. Bases 1 to 804 code for a protein of 267 amino acids. The record is from RefSeq and is a predicted model, not a curated record. NCBI's taxonomy places the organism in Eukaryota, Viridiplantae, Streptophyta, Magnoliopsida, Poales, Poaceae. The transcript is spliced from 3 exons.
AUGACCGAGGAGGCGAGGACGACGAACUGCAAUCGCACAAGAGACAAGUAUACAAUCCCUGCCCGCCCACCCAGGCGUCACAGCCGCGGCGGGCCCAGCCCCAGGUGGCUACGGUCACGGCUCGCGAAAGCGAGUGGCGAUCGGGGUCGACCUCAGAGAAGAUCCGUUUCGUUUCUUCCUUGUUUGAUUCUGAUCCACGACACCAAUCAUGGAGGGGUGGUCGCACUCCAAACGUCGACCGCCGCUGCCGCGCCGCGCACUGCCUCAUCCCAGCUCCACCACCCAGGUCCCACUCCCAGGCAGUUCAAGGUACUCGAGUGCGCGUUCGUUUUCGCUAAGUUAAGUGUUUUGGAAUUUGGACGCGUGAAUUAUGGUGAGCGGGACCUGCACUGCACUGCAUUCCUGCUGGAGGGAGAGAUCGACGUGUGGUCGGGCUUUGUGUGCGUGUCCUCUCACAAGACGUUGUUGGGUUCGACGUGGAUGCUGAUUCUUAUCCAAGACUUGUAUAAUUUGAUGAUGCCAACCACCAGUUUGCAGCUAGCUUCUCAGGUUCAGCCUUGUAGUGGAAAACUGGAGAGCCCUGGAUCAGUUGUUAACUCUACCACUACAAGGGACAAGAAGAAGCGAGACGGGAUGGAACCAUGGGAUGAAGAAUCAUUUGGUCUGAGAUGGUAUCUGUAUUUUGCGAGUUUGCUCGAAAUUUCUUGUACCUAUAAUAAAUCUAUAAUACAGGGAACAGCAGCAAGCCAGGAAGUUUGGGCUGGUUACAAGGGGAAAAAGCUGAGUGGGCCGUGUUCUUCCUGACGCAUGCGCCGGACUGGGAAGUAGCGCCAGAGCAAAACUAGCCCAGCCCAACUUUUUUUUUUUUUUUUGCGAAUACUUGUUUUAGAUAACUCAAUACCAGUGAAUAUGCGAGCAACAGCAAACUCGCAGUAGUGAGGUGCCUCCCUCUCUCAUUUGUUUCAGUAAAACGACGUA